ACCAUGGCAAAGAAGGUAGCAGUGAUUGGAGCUGGAGUCAGUGGCCUGGCCUCUCUGAAGUGCUGUGUGGAUGAGGGGCUUGAGCCCACCUGCUUUGAGAGGACUGAAGACAUCGGAGGGCUGUGGAGGUUCAAAGAAAAUGUUGAAGAUGGCCAAGCGAGUAUCUAUCAAUCUGUCAUCACCAACACCAGCAAAGAAAUGUCCUGCUUCAGUGACUUUCCAAUGCCUGAACAUUUUCCAAACUUCCUGCACAAUUCUAAGCUCCUGGAAUAUUUCAGGAUUUUUGCCAAAAAGUUUGAUCUUCUAAAAUAUAUUCAGUUCCAGACAACUGUCCUCAGUGUGAAAAAACACCCAGAUUUUUCAUCAUCUGGCCAAUGGGAGGUUGUUACCGAGAGCAACGGCAAGGAGCAACGUGCUGUCUUUGACGCAAUUAUGGUUUGCAGCGGCCAUCACAUCCUCCCUCACAUCCCGCUGGAGUCGUUUCCAGGUAUCGAGAGGUUCAAAGGUCAGUAUUUCCACAGCCGCCAAUACAAGCACCCAGAGGGAUUUGAGGGGAAACACAUCCUGGUGAUUGGAAUAGGAAACUCCGCCUCAGAUAUUGCCGUUGAGCUGAGUAAGAAGGCUGCUCAGGUGUUUAUCAGCACCAGACAUGGUUCCUGGGUCAUGGGUCGUAUCUCUGAAGAUGGUUAUCCCUGGGACGUGAUCUUUCACACCCGAUUUAGCUCCAUGUUCCGAAACGUUUUGCCACGAACAAUUGUAAAACAGAUGAUGGACCAACAGAUGAAUCGGUGGUUCAGCCAUGAAAAUUAUGGUCUUGAACCUCAAAACAAAUACCUUAUGAAAGAACCUGUAGUAAAUGAUGACCUUCCAAGUCGUAUACUCUAUGGAGCCAUCAAGGUGAAAUCCAGAGUGAAAGAGCUCACAGAAACUUCUGCCAUCUUUGAGGAUGGAACAGUGGAGGAGAACAUUGAUAUCAUUGUCUUUGCAACGGGAUAUACUUUCUCUUUUCCCUUCCUUGAAGAGUCAUUUGUUAAAGUAGAGGAAAAUAUGGUCUCACUGUAUAAAUGCGUGUUCCCUCCUCACCUGGAGAAGUCAACCUUUGCAUGCAUUGGUCUCAUCCAGCCCUUGGGUUCCAUUUUCCCAACUGUUGAACUUCAAGCUCGUUGGGUGACAAGAGUUUUCAAAGGCUUGUGUACCUUGCCCUCAGAGAGGACAAUGAUGGAGGACAUUAUCAAGAGGAAUGAAAAAAGAAUUGACCUAACAUUUUGUGAAUCUGCCUUUUUGCUUUCCUCAUUAAGGUUUGGAAAGAGCCAAAGCCAGAUAUUGCAGACCAAUUACAUUGACUACUUGGACGAGCUCGCCUCAGAAAUAGGAGUGAAGCCACACUUCCUCUCUUUCUUGUUAAAAGAUCCUAAACUUGCUAUGAAACUCUAUUUUGGACCCUGCAACUCCUACCAGUAUCGCCUGGUUGGACCUGGGCAAUGGGAAGGAGCCAGGCAUGCCAUUCUCACUCAGAAACAAAGGAUAUUGAAGCCUUUGAAGACACGGGCUCUACAAGAGUCAGCUAAUUUCCCAGUUUCCUUCCUGUUGAAAAUCCUGGGACUUCUUGCUGUUGUGGUGGCCAUUUUCUCCCGACUUCAGUGGUUCUAAUCUGUCAGUAUUAAUGUGCCUUUGGCGGUAAUGUCAGUCAGUACUUCUUAAAGGAAAAAGAAGACUAAAAGAAAAAAUAUUAAAUCUAUAUUCUAAAUUUUAGAGUUAAGAGGAACAGAGUAAGAGAGAGGUAACUGGAAAAUUAGCAGAAUUAGGUCUAUGUAUAAAACUAAAAUUGUGGCAUGAAAUUUCUUUGCCAUUCCACCCUUCCCUCAAGUUCACCAGACUCUCCAAAAAAAAAAAACAAUAAAAUAACACUGGCUAAAUAGUGCUGCCAGGCGUGAUAUAGGAGAGUUGUGUGGAAAAAUACUCUAAUUACACAGAGUGAAAAGCAGGCCCCAUGAUUUAAAUCACUGGAAAAUUUAAAUUGUGGGUAAAUGUUUAAACUCCUGUUUGAUGUUCUCAAUAGUCUUCCUAUCUGAACUCUGUUUGGUAACAAAGUUCUCAGAUGUUACAUCAUGAUCCAUUUGCUUAGUGGGGAAUCACACAAAAAUACUGGGGAAAAAGUGAGAAGAUGGACUUAGAAAACAACAGCAAUGCUCAAACAGACUUUUAGGGCCUCAUGUUGAAAGCUAAGCAAAUAGCCACAUUUCUUAUAUUUUAAUGGAAAUACUGCUAUAAAAAUAAAAAUAAACAUGUCAUAAUAGCUAUAUAUAGAUAUAUUUAGCACUUAUCAUAGACCAGACAUUGUGCCCCAUGCACAUUAUAUGUAUUAUUUCAUUUAAUUCUCACAACAAUUCUGUGAGAUGGAUGCAGCCAUUAGGCCCAUUUUACAGAUGAUGAAACUGAGACUCAGAGCAAAUUGAGUAAUACACCCAAGACCACAUAGCUGGUCUUAUGAUGGAACUGGGAUUGGAACCCAGGUUUGCUUGACUCUACAAUUGAAGAUCAUAGCCUUGCCCCGUAAUAUAUUUAUUUACAAAACCCUCCAUUAUUGAUAAAGUACUUAUUAACAGUUUAUUUUCUUUAUAAUCUUAUAUAUGUUACU
Molecule: messenger RNA, 2638 nt
Organism: Diceros bicornis minor
Lineage: Eukaryota; Metazoa; Chordata; Mammalia; Perissodactyla; Rhinocerotidae
Gene: FMO2
Product: flavin containing dimethylaniline monoxygenase 2
Exons: 8
Coding region: 4-1650 (548 amino acids)
Molecular function (GO): flavin adenine dinucleotide binding; N,N-dimethylaniline monooxygenase activity; NADP binding
Source: RefSeq, a predicted model, not a curated record